AUGUCUUUGGUAAAUGAUAACAAUAGCAUUAUUUUAAUUAAUGAUAGAGAAGAAACAAUUUCUUAUUUUUCGUCAGAAGAGUCCAUUGCAAUGAUAGAUUUCAUAGACCACCAAAUAGAAAAAAAUACACAAAACAUGGAAGACCUAGAGAAAGCUAUAUUUGGGAUCAUUUUAUUGAAGAAGGAGAUGAACGAAAACAAGGAAAAUUUUCCACUAUUAGCAAAAUUAGCUAGAAAAUACCUUGGUAUAUCUACAAUGUCUUUUCCUGCAGAACAGUUAUUUAGUGAUGCUGGAAACCAUAUUACACCAAAGUGUAACAAAUUAAAACCUGAUAGAGUAGAAAA
Entrophospora candida is the source of this 344-nucleotide messenger RNA. The record is from the annotation of a GenBank genome assembly. NCBI's taxonomy places the organism in Eukaryota, Fungi, Glomeromycota, Glomeromycetes, Entrophosporales, Entrophosporaceae.